CCAUCAUCAUCAUCAUCAUCAUCAUCAUCACUCAUUAACAUCAUCAUUCAAAACAAACACAAAUCCAAAAGCAAUAAUCAACCAUAACUCACCACGACAACAUGGGAAGUACCAGAGAAGCCAGCCACGCCGGCUCAUGGUAUACAUCCAAUCCCUCCACACUAUCCACCCAACUCGAUGGAUGGUUAUCCCAAGUCCCCUCCUCAAUCGAUGAUACAAAAAUACCCGUUCCAGGUGCCCGAGUAAUAAUCGCACCGUAAGUUCUCCCUAUCCCCCAAAAGGAAUCCAUCUAACCAUCACCAUCAAAGACACGCAGGAUAUUCGUACUCCGGGCCCGCCGCAGCCUGGGCCUACAGAUCCCUCGAUCUCUCCUCCGCCAAACGAAUAUUUCUUCUAGGUCCAUCACACGCAUGGUAUUUAUCGGAAUGUGCGCUAUCCAAACACUCUACAUACGCUACACCACUUGGAGAUCUGAGUAUCGAUCGGGCAACUGUUUCCGAACUAGCCCAAACGGGAGAAUUCAAAACGAUGAAUAGCGAUCAAGAUGAAACAGAACAUUCUCUCGAAAUGCACCUUCCAUACAUUUACAAGAUGCUAUCUUUGAGUUUCGAUUCUCCCUCCGAUUUUCCAUCUCUAAUCCCCAUCUUGGUCGGAAACACCAAUGCAUCUACCGAGAAGAAAUUCGGCGCAAUCUUAGCACCCUAUCUCGCGGAUGAAACCAGCGUCUUCAUCGUGAGUUCUGAUUUUUGUCACUGGGGUCCUCGAUUCCAAUAUACAUAUUAUCUGCCCUCCGAUUCUUCCACAAACGCAAACGAUACAUCAGCUGGGUACUCAUUAUCACGACGGGACAAGUCGCCCACGCAACCACCCAUCCACGAAAGUAUAGGAAAGCUUGAUAAAUUAUCCAUGGAAGCGAUAUCCGGGGGAAAGCAUCAAGAAUUCCUCAACAACCUAGAAGAAACAGGAAAUACAGUUUGUGGACGCCAUCCAAUUGGUGUCACCAUGGCAGCGAUUGAGAAGUUAAAGGAAGACAGGUUGCUGCAAAACGACAAGGGCAAAUUUAAAUUCGUUAGAUAUGAACGUAGUAACGAGGUAGUAAGGAUAGAUGAUGGAUCCGUAAGUUAUGCCAGUGCAUACGCUGUUCUUUAAACGCUUGGUUGCGUCUAGAUCUAGAUCUUUGUCUGUAUCUGAGUACAUCAGAUAACGAAUCUAAUAAUGAGCGACGAUUAUAAUGACAGGCUGAACUGGAUGAGAGGAUGGAUCGGCGUAUAAUAUUUAGGGAUUGGAUGAAUGAAUGAAUGGAUGGAUGGAUGGAGCAUUUAGGAAAUUUACAUACACGAUUUUACUAGAUACCUAGUACUAAAUAGAUUUUCCCAAAUCAAAAUCAAACUCAGAAGAACUCUAAUAAAAUCUAAUAAGAUAAUCUAUCU
This is a messenger RNA of Sclerotinia trifoliorum, 1430 nucleotides long. The record is from the annotation of a GenBank genome assembly. NCBI's taxonomy places the organism in Eukaryota, Fungi, Ascomycota, Leotiomycetes, Helotiales, Sclerotiniaceae.